Aspergillus alliaceus is the source of this 435-nucleotide messenger RNA. RefSeq names its product major facilitator superfamily domain-containing protein. The transcript has 3 exons. Lineage: Eukaryota; Fungi; Ascomycota; Eurotiomycetes; Eurotiales; Aspergillaceae. The coding region runs from base 1 to 435 and encodes 144 amino acids. Gene Ontology annotation, biological process: transmembrane transport. Gene Ontology annotation, molecular function: transmembrane transporter activity. The record is from RefSeq and is a predicted model, not a curated record.
AUGGCUCUGGAUGAUGCUAGAGCUCUACCCGAGGACUGGCCCAAAGGCAAGAAAAUUCUCUGGUGCAACAUGGCAUUCUCAGACGCGUUUCAUGUCGACAACAAGCUGCAGCUUGUGCUUCCCAACUCUGUCUAUUUAAUUGGCUAUAUUUUCGGCCCUCUCCUGUUCGGACCGAUGAGUGAGCUGUAUGGUCGAAAGCCUGUUUUAUUCAGCCCGUUUACCGGCUACUUACUGUUCACACUGGGCUGUGCCGUCGCGCCAAACUGGACGGCACUACUUAUCUUCCGUCUUCUAGAUGGCAUUUCCGCCUCAGCCACCUUAUCCAUUGUGGGCGGUUUGUAUGCUGAUGUGUUCAACAAUCUUGUGACAAGGGGCCAUGCUAUUGCGGUUCUAGUUGGGGUAUGCAUUAUUUCCUUUCGUUCUACCGAGCUUUAG